Messenger RNA from Carassius carassius (crucian carp), 1101 nucleotides. Its product is annotated as coenzyme Q-binding protein COQ10 homolog, mitochondrial-like. Gene Ontology annotation, biological process: ubiquinone biosynthetic process; cellular respiration. Gene Ontology annotation, cellular component: mitochondrion. The coding region runs from base 101 to 811 and encodes 236 amino acids. The record is from RefSeq and is a predicted model, not a curated record. The transcript has 5 exons. Gene Ontology annotation, molecular function: ubiquinone binding. Lineage: Eukaryota; Metazoa; Chordata; Actinopteri; Cypriniformes; Cyprinidae.
GCGCAGUUCCAGCGGAAGAACACAGCCACUGACACAGUUAUCAUUGUGCAGGGUUUUUUUCUGAAAAGCUCCAGUGAUUUUAAAGCUUCCAAUAGCACAAAUGGCAAAGAAGGCCACUUCGCUUUUAGUCCGGGCUCUAGAGAUGUCAGAAAGACAGUCGUUCGAUGUCAUGAGGAGAAACUCCAACUGCACCAUCAGACAUUUGAGCUCAUGUGGUAUCUUAGCUUUAAGGCGAGUAAGCUUAGGCCUACCUCCUCCUCCAGCAUCUUGUCAGAUGGUGCCCAUCCGGAGCUUCAUGAACUUGUCAGCCCCUCUCAUAGCACGGAGAAUGGAGUACUUAGAGAGCCGAAGCAUUGGUUACUCACCCGAGCAGAUGUACAACAUUGUUGCCGGUGUGGACCAGUACCAGAAAUUUGUUCCUUGGUGUAAGAAGUCAAAGGUAACGAAGGGGCAGAAUGGGGACAUGAGAGCUCAGCUUGAAAUCGGGUUCCCCCCGAUCAUCGAACGCUACACCUCUGAGGUCACAGUCAUCCCGAACCACCAAGUCCGAGCGGUGUGUACAGACGGGAUGCUCUUCAAUCACCUUGAGACAUUGUGGCGAUUUACUCCUGGAGAUGCAGACCAGGCCGAAUCCUGCAAUCUAAAGUUCUUUGUGUCAUUUGAGUUCAAAUCUUUGCUCCACUCACAAUUAGCGACAGUAUUUUUUGAUGAGGUGGUCAAACAGAUGGUCAACGCUUUCGAGAAGCAAGCAACCAAACUUUAUGGCACCGGUGUUGAUCAACAGAAGUCUUCACUCAGAAGAGCAACUUAAGAGCAAUGUUAAAAUGGACACAAGGACUUACUGAACCACAAACACUGUUAAAAUGUUCUGGAGAAGAACAGCUCUUUUUUAAUCCAGUUUGUUGGAUUUUGGACUUUUAAUGCCAGCAGAAAGUUUAGCUGGAAACAAAUUGAGAAGCCUAUUUAUUUAAACCAAAACAGAUAUAAUUUAUUGUGAUGAGUGUAUAUGUGUAUAAUUUAUAUAUCAUCUUUGGAGUGAACGAGGAAGAUGACUGCACUAAAAUGUGUUGAGGAUGGAUGCUUUUUCAUAUUUAUGAUGAU